UCGAUCUACCCCCCCCCCCCCUUUCUCUCUCUCUUUACUCCAUAUCCCAUACCACUUGAACAAAAAUAUUCAGAUACAUAUGGAAAUGCAAAUGGAGGAAACAACAUUGAGAAGUGAGAGAUCAGAAGACAUAGCAUCAUACAAGGAUGCUGGCCUUGAAUCAGCGAGUGGUUCUUCGAGGAAAUCGGUGGAGUUGGAUAUGGCGACAAUCUUGGGGAGAAAAGUUAGCAUCAGUAGAAGGGGCGGCCUUCGAUCCAAGUCGAGGAGUGCUCAAAUUAGAGGCGAUAUAGAUGAGGUGAUCAAUGGAGUAAAUGGGAGCUCUAUUGAAGAUGUUGGGGCCACCGUUAGCAGAGCCUCGAGUGCGAGCUUGGGCCUCUCCUUCUGUCUCUCUGGAAUUGCCAUGCCUCCUGAUAAUAUAUUAUCAGAUAUAGGGAGACUCAAUAGAAGUGAUUAUGUGCAGGAGGAAGUAACUGAGGAAACAGGGUCAGAUUGGGAGAAGGAUCUUGAAUCCGGCAACCACAAUAAGAUAAAAUCAGAGCCGACUUAUCCCAUCUCCCUUAAGUUUACUGAUGUGAAAUACCAGGUAGGGAAGAAUGGAGGGGAAGAAAAAUACAUACUCCAUGGCGUGACAGGGUCAGCGCAACCCGGAGAGGUUUUAGCUUUGAUGGGACCAUCAGGCGGUGGUAAAACCACUCUUCUCAAUCUCCUAAGUGGGAGGGUAGAGAAGAUUGUUCCUAGAGGAACAAUUACUUAUAAUGACCUGCCCUACUCCAAGUCCCUUAAGCGCAGGAUCGGGUUCGUGUUGCAAGAUGAUAUUGUCUUUUCUCAUCUCACAGUGAAAGAGACCCUCACUUACGCUGCCCUUCUUCGUCUUCCCAGGACCUUGUCUAAGCAGCAAAAAGAAGAGAGAGCCAUGGAUGUCAUCAUGAAACUUGGACUCGAGAGGUGCCAAGAUACAUUGAUUGGAGGGGCAUUCACUAGAGGAAUUUCAGGUGGGGAGAGGAAGAGGGUAUGUAUAGGCAAUGAGAUUCUUCUUAACCCUUCUCUUCUCUUCCUAGAUGAACCUACAUCAGGGUUAGACUCCACCACUGCUCUAAGGAUCAUCCAAAUACUGCAUGACAUAGCAGAGGCUGGGAAAACGGUGGUCAUCACAAUUCAUCAGCCAUCAAGCAGACUAUUUCACAAAUUUGAUAAGUUGAUCCUUUUGGGUAAGGGAAGCUUACUUUAUUCAGGGAAGGCAUUGGAAGCAAUGGUGUAUUUCAACUCCAUUGGGUGUUCUCCUCUUAUAGCAAUGAAUCCAGCGGAGUUUCUAAUCGACCUAGCAAAUGGAAACAUAAAUGAUAAGUCAAUACCCUCGGAAUUAGAGGAUAAAGUUCUGCUUGAAAGCUCUCGAGUGGAAAUAGUCGAUGCAAAGCCAUCACCAUCAGAUGUCCAUGAGUACCUAGUUGAAGCCUAUGAAACCCGAGUGGCAGACUGUGAGAAGAAAAAGGUUCUAAAACCAGCACAGACGGACGAUGACUGGAACAAUUCGCACGCAGUAUUACGAUCAAGGGAAUGGCGUGCAAGUUGGUGGCAGCAGUUCACGAUCCUUUUUUGUAGAAGCCUAAAACAAAGACGCCAUGACCAUCUCAGUUGGAUGAGAGUGACCCAAGUUUUGUCAACUGCUAUUAUACUGGGAUUAUUAUGGUGGCAUUCUGACAACUCUAGUACCAAAGAAGUACAAGAUCAGGCUGGCUUGCUUUUCUUCAUCGCUGUAUUCUGGGGCUUCUUUCCUGUAUUUACUGCCAUCUUCACAUUUCCCCAAGAAAGAGCCAUGUUAGCCAAAGAGAGAGCAGUGGACACGUACAAAUUGAGUGCAUACUUCAUGGCCAGAAUCACAAGUGAUUUGCCUCUCGAUAUGAUCUUGCCUGUAAUAUUCUUGUUAAUUGUGUACUUCAUGGUGGGCUUAAAAGCUAGCACUUCAGCAUUCUUCUUAAGCAUGAUCACUCUGUUUCUCAGCAUUGUGGCUGCACAGGGACUAGGACUAGUGAUAGGAGCUAGUUUGAUGGAUGCCAAGAAAGCGACGACACUAGCAUCUGUGGUUGUUAUGACCUUCAUGUUGGCAGGAGGCUUCUUUGUACAGAAUGUACCAUCCUUCAUCUCAUGGAUUCGGUAUAUUUCAUUCAACUACCAUACUUACAGGCUACUUCUCAAGAUUCAAUACAGUUGUUCAGGAUCGAAUUCAUGCAAAUCAUUCUCUAUUAAAGGGAUUACUUUGGAUUCUGGUGGAAGAGAAGCUUGUGCCAUGAUUGCUAUGGUCUUCGGAUAUCGGUUCUUGGCAUAUAUUUCUCUUAGGAGAAUGAAACUCACAUCUGUAACUUAGAUUUAACUCUAUAUUCCGGGAACAAAUUUUCCCAUGCUAUGGGAUACACUAUGCUAUGAUUUGAGGUAUAAUAAAUUGGUUGAUCACUUUAAGCA
This is a messenger RNA of Amborella trichopoda, 2457 nucleotides long. Its product is annotated as ABC transporter G family member 22. The record is from RefSeq and is a predicted model, not a curated record. Gene Ontology annotation, cellular component: membrane. NCBI's taxonomy places the organism in Eukaryota, Viridiplantae, Streptophyta, Magnoliopsida, Amborellales, Amborellaceae. Gene Ontology annotation, molecular function: ABC-type transporter activity; ATP binding; ATP hydrolysis activity. Gene Ontology annotation, biological process: transmembrane transport.